Molecule: messenger RNA, 333 nt
Organism: Letharia columbiana
Lineage: Eukaryota; Fungi; Ascomycota; Lecanoromycetes; Lecanorales; Parmeliaceae
Exons: 1
Coding region: 1-333 (110 amino acids)
Biological process (GO): pentose-phosphate shunt; pentose-phosphate shunt, oxidative branch
Cellular component (GO): cytosol
Molecular function (GO): phosphogluconate dehydrogenase (decarboxylating) activity; NADP binding
Source: RefSeq, a predicted model, not a curated record
AUGUCCUCGAUGAAGUUUUUUAAGACGCCAACAACAGCGAAGGCACCUGCUUCUGGAGUCUGUGACCGUGACCAGCGAGUCCGAGUCGCUGAAAAGCUCAAAGUCCCAAGCCCCAGCAAAGGCACUGUUCAUGACAAGGACGCUUUCAAAGAGACCCUCCGGAAAGCAGUCUAUGCUUCUGUUCUCUGUGCUUUUUGCCGAGGCCUCGAACUCAUCGCUCGCGCAUCAACGGAUGAAAGUUGGAACAUCAGCUUGGGGACGUGCAUCAAGAUCUGGCGUGCCGGUUGCAUCAUACGCUCAGAUUACCUUGCCGAUUUUCUCGAACCGAUCUGA